Manduca sexta (tobacco hornworm) is the source of this 6734-nucleotide messenger RNA. RefSeq names its product epsin-2 (gene lqf). Gene Ontology annotation, molecular function: clathrin binding; phospholipid binding. Lineage: Eukaryota; Metazoa; Arthropoda; Insecta; Lepidoptera; Sphingidae. The record is from RefSeq and is a predicted model, not a curated record. Gene Ontology annotation, cellular component: plasma membrane; endosome; clathrin vesicle coat. Bases 447 to 2084 code for a protein of 545 amino acids. The transcript is spliced from 11 exons. Gene Ontology annotation, biological process: endocytosis.
GUUUAUGAUUGUUGCAUCAAUUUUUGCGUGUCUCCAACUUUCUAGCGAGCGAGGGGUGGUAUCACGUCCUUAUGAGUGACCAUUAGUUAGGCCUUCGCUCGUUAGAUGAGCGGUGUGGCAAUUUGUAACCGUGAGUGUUGACCCCGAGGCUGACGUAGCGCGCCGAACAAGUCAGAAUUUAGGACGCGUUUAUCCGUUCCGGCGGACGUCUCUAUUGUGUAUUUGCGGACUGGGUGGUUGUUUUGUGUCGUCAUGUGCUGCUAGUCGAGUAUUCUUUGUGCUAAUGUAAUUCUGAUAUGAUAAACAUUUAUCAUGAAGUGAUAGUGAUAUCAGAUGUUGUCGGCGCGCACUUGUACCGUUACAUUUGUGGCUCGCACUCGAUUUUAUACGAAUUUGUGUCGUUCGUGCAGUGUAGUGGAUAAUUUAUCGAGUUUUUUCAACAUUGUAUGCCCCGCGGCCGGGACGAGAUGCAAGUGAACGUGGCGGGACUCAGGAGAAACAUCAAGAACCUCGCGCACAACUACUCCGAUGCCCAGGUUAAAGUGCGCGAGGCGACCUCGAACGACCCAUGGGGUCCGUCGAGCACGCUCAUGGCCGAGAUCGCGGACCUCACGUACAACGUGAUGGCGUUCACGGAGAUCAUGCAGAUGAUAUGGAAGCGGCUCAACGACCACGGCAAGAACUGGCGGCACGUGUACAAGGCGCUCGUGCUGAUGGAGUACCUCAUCAGGACUGGAAGUGAGAAGGUGGCCAUGCAGUGCAAGGAGAACAUCUUCGCGAUACACACGCUCAAGGACUUCCAGUAUAUGGAGGAAGGGAAGGAUAAAGGGCUCCACGUCCGCGAGAAGGCAAAAUCGCUUGUGAACUUGCUUAAAGACGAUGAGCGCUUGAAGAACGAGCGAGCUCGAGCGCUUAAAGCGAAGCAGCGCUUCGCUCAGAGCGCGAGCGCUUUCGGAAGCGACGAUGCGCUCGAUACUCCGUCCAGCCCCACAUUCCCAGCGCUGGCGGGCGAGUCCCCGGAGUGGGGCCGGUCGGAGCGCGGCGGUGGCGGGGGCGGGGGCGCGGCGUCGGCGCGCGAGGCGGAGCUGGCGCGGCCGCUGACGGCGGGCGAGGAGGAGCUGCAGCUGCAGCUGGCGCUGGCGAUGUCGCGCGAGGAGGCGGAGAAGGACGAGCGCCGGCGCCGCUCCGACGACGUGCGCCUGCAGCUCGCCAUCAGCCAGUCGCAGCAGGACUUCCAGACCGUGCCGGGCUCUUCAGAGAAGAAGUCGGAUUCGUCGCAGUCGCACCUGCUGGACCUCCUUGACGUGAACCUGGCGCCGGGACCCACCGCCCCUAGUGCCGCGCCCGGACUCGACCCCUGGGCCGUCACCUCGCCCAGACACAUGCAGGAGACGUCGUCGGACGCGUGGUCUGGCGUGGGCAGUCCGGCGGCGAGCUCGGUGCCUCUAGCCUCCGCCGCCGCGCCGGACCCCUGGGCCCCCACCGGCGGCGACCCCUGGGCGCCACUUGCUCUGAGCAAGUCUCCGCCGUCGGUGUUGUCGUCGCCGUCGUCGUCGGAGCUGGAGCAGUUCGACGCGCUGUCGCGCCGCCUGCACCACAACAACCACAACAACAACGCGGACCCCGACCCCUUCGACCUCACCGCACUCGGCGACAGUUUGUCCCCGAAGCCGAUGUCGAACGCCGGCAUGGGCGGAGUGGCGGGUGUGGGCGGGGUGGGCGGCGCGGGCGUGAAGAAGUCCCCGUCGUCGUUCCUGGGCGAGAACUCGUCGCUCGUGAACCUCGAGCGCCUGCUGCAGCCCGCGCCCGCCUCGCCCGCGCACAACCCCUUCGCGCCCGAGGCCUUCGCGCCGCCGCCGCCGGUGCGGCCGUCGAUGAACGAGCUGAAGCAGCAGCAGCUGGGCCUGUCGGGCGUGCCGUUCGCGUCGCCGGCGCCGUUCAGCGCGUCCCCCGCGCCCGCCGCCGCCGCCCCCGCCCCCGCGGACCCGUGGGCCCCCGCCCCCGUGCCCGCGCCCCGCGCCACCUCCCCGUGGUCUCCGCACCACCCGCCCGCCAGACACACGCCCAACCCGUUCCUCUCCUAGCCGCCACACGUGCUGGUUGACGGAUAGCACGUUGUCGCGUAGAGAGGAGCGCCACCGCGUCGCCUCACCCGCAGGUACACCGCCCGACCCGACCGCUACACAGCUUUGUAUCGACAAACUCGGGACAACACUAAUGUCUUACUAGGACCACGUGGGCCUCAAUUAUGUAUCAAAUUCACUUUGAAAACAGUAAUCGAUAAUUCGUUACGGUAUCUAAUAAUUUAUUAAAUGAUUUGUGCGUGGAAGGAUUACGUCUCUAAGUGACACAAUAUUGAGGCCCUAUAUGAUGGAAUUAACGGCAAAUUUAAAUCAAAAUUUACGCGUGUCUAUGUCCUGCGUAUGUCAGCUGCGGUCGGACUUUUUUUUAUGUAUAAAUCGCAACACUUGCCGAACUCGAAACGCUAUCAAAAUAUCGACUGUAAUAUCGAUAAUGGGAACAUAUUUAAUAUCGAUACAAAUUCGCUACCAAGAAUCGAUAUUUUAACACAAUUCUAAUUUAUGGAAUAUCGUUUUAAAAAACGCGCUACCUACAACAAAUAUUAGCACGAAUAAUAUCAAAAAGUAUAUCGAUACAAUAUAGUUCUAAAUUUACGUGUACAUAAGAACAAAUUUUACUUAAGAAAUUGCGUAAUUCUUAUGAUUCUAAUUAUAAAAGUAAUUUAAUAACAUUGUUAUAGAGCGAUGUUUUCGGCCCCAUAUCUAAGAAGAGUACGUAUAUGUAGAUAUCGUUUCGUCUGUGUCUGCCACCGACCAUUGUAGGUGCACAGAUGAUCACUUUAAAGCAUAUUUCAGAUGAAAUUACUGGAUAAUAAUACUUAACAUCUGUCCCAAGUUGACGAGCGUGCACAUGAUCGAGAACUUUGUUGUGUGGAAUCGAUCUUUUACAAUAACGAACACGAGAUACCCUCGUCACAUUCAGAGUUUUAGCGAUUGGAGUUCCGCAAGCGUUACGAGUCUACAUUCAGUUUCUGCUUCGGUGAAUCAUAGUGAAAUAUAUAAUUUGGUCCCACGUUUACCAAUACAAUGUGUAUUAUUUUGCAAAGCGGUGAUACAACUUGUCCGUCGGACAUUCUGGUGGUAGUAUAUGAUAUAAGGUAUGUAUAAGACACGGUUAGAGUUUUUCAAUAUACUGUGAAUGUAAUGAAGUGGAAUCUUUCGAUACUAUCAUAGACUGGGACAACGCUGUGACGUCACACGUAGUGUAGGGACGCCAUUUUGUGUACGCGUUCGGAUGCAACGUGUUGGCCGGAGACGUUUGGAAGGGGGUCGGGGGGUAGUUAAAUAUAAUCUAUAUCAUCUCAUUUCUAAUGUGAAAGUAUUUUUUACAAAUUGACGUAAUUGAAGUCGGGCCAUGCCUAAUUAGGGAUGUGUGGAUAUUUAUUACUAAUUUAUAGGGCAAUAAAAUUUUUACUUUAGGUAAUAUAAUUUUAAUUUUGACGCGUAACACAAAAUAUGUGACUGUUAUUUUUAGAUAUUUUGACAGUAUACGAGAUAUUAGAUAUUCACAAAGACAUGGUUGUAUCCGAACGCGUGGACAAAAAGUAGAAAUUAGCAUAGACUAUAGUAGCAUCCAUAGAUAAUUAAAGUUUAGGGCUGUGAACAUUCAACUCGACUCUGGGACAUCGACUAAUUAACUUGUAUGAAAUAAUUAUGAAAUAUGAUUUUCGAACGAUCUAUUUGGUAAAUGUUUAUUAAAUAUAGUAACUCCAAAUUAUAUGAUUUUUCGUUUAAACUUAAACAUAACUUUGUGUCAGAAAUGUUUGUUACAAACAGGAUGUUCUAUUCUUUCGAAAAAACUGGUUCUAUUCUCGGAGUCGAUAAGUGUUUGUAAUCACUUAACACACACUUAUUCGGGAAUCGAGCUCAAAGUUAAUCUAACUAUUAAUAUAUAACGCCAUUAAGUAUAAGUUUACUUUGGUUCGAUAACUGGAUAAGUGCGUAUGAGACUUAUUAACAAUAAUAUCUUAAGUGAUAGAGGGAGGACACGCAAGCAAUGUUCUGUUUCAUGUAAACAUCAAGAGAAGCCUCAUAUGCAUUUAAUAGAUGUGAGAAUUGUACUUACAAUUCUCUCUUACAUAAACAUUUUUAAUCAGUGUUUUAAAUUGACACUAUUUUUAUUUAAAAAUAAUGACUGUUCAAAACCCUGAUUAAAGAAGUUUAUAAGUCGGGAAGUGGGUUUUUUGUGUAUCUUAUUUGUGUAGGUAUUAUACUAUUUUGUGUAAGGAACAUAACAUUGUUUGUAUGAGUUCUCGUCAGCCCUAAAUAAGUAAGUUAUUCGGGUGUUAAGGGUCUCGGUAAGGGUAAAACGACUUUCGCAGUGGCACGCGUUAAUAAAAAUGUAUAAACCAAAAAAAGUAAAAAAAAGAUUUUUCGUGUUUUUUGACAAUAAAAUAUCCAAAAAACGAAUUUUCUAAUGUGACAGAGAUAUAAUACAGUUUAAUUUAUGGAAGUUUGACAUUUAUUUAAUAUAUUACGAUAUAUUUUGCAUUUGUUAAUAUAAGAAUUAUUCUGUGUUAAACGAAAUAAACUGAUCUGUAUCGCUCUGUUACCUAAAUGUAUGUAUUUAUGAAAGAAUAAGAGCGAGAAAUUUUAGAAAUUUAAAUAUACAACGUCAAUUGUAAACAACUACCUCCAAAUCACUGAGAAAACAUAAAAUUAAAAUAACUAUGUUACCUAUCUUUGCUCUAACUUGAGCAUGGCUGGGUGGCGGUAAUUAGAACAAGUGAAGGGAGUAAACAAAGCUAUAUAACUCAAUUAUUUAAUAUUUUAACAAAAAUAAUCAGUAAAUUUUUUACCCUACCCGAUAGAUAGGUUUUUUUAAUAAUUGAAACCUUUUUAACAUCAAUUUAUACAAUAUUUUUUAUUAAUUGACGCUGAUGGAAUCUUGAUUUUGGGGUAUUUUUGCAUUGAGCCAAGUCUACAAUAUUUGUGAUGUCAGUACGAAAGUCGUAAUACCGCAGUCCACAGCGCGAGCGCGAGGCCGCGCGUGCGAAUCGUGCCUUAGAUAACUACAGUUUUGUAUAACUACUGUGUGUGUGUCGCCUUCAGCUAGCUCGCUCGCGUCGUUUAGUUCAAUACUUCAGCACAUUGGGAAGGUUAAUUAGUAUGUGGCCGCUAGAUGCCUUGAUAGAUAAAAGCCUUAACACAUGCGAAAAAUACUGGCGGCUUGUUCCUGGCCGUGUAGCGUCUCUAAAGAAAAAAAAAUAUUUUGUCGUAUUUGCAAAUGUCCAAAUAUCAACGCGAAAAAAGAAAAAAAGAACAUAUUCCUGUUUGAUUUCAUGUGCUUAAAUACUCAUUGUGUUUCGGUGUGUUCAACUAAACGGCGCCAUGAUAAAAUUAUCAUGUGUUUUAUUAGAUGCUAGAGAACAUAAAAUCACUCGCCUUGUGUUUGCGCCCAAACGAAAAUCUAUGAAAUAUUAAUAUAAGUUUGUUAUCGGAAAAAUUAUAAGUUCAUUACCCAAAAAAAAGAAAAAAAAACUCAUAAAAUUAACGUAUGGAAUUUUCAAACGGCUUUUUAACUAAAAAAAUACUUCAUUAAUGUUUGUAAUCCUUUUUUUAUUUGUAAAGGAUUUUUGUGAUGAUACUUUGGUUCAUGUUGUGCCUAUAUUUUUGUAUGUUCAUGUGAAGGUCGAGUAUAGUCUAAGCCAAGUGGAGUCCAACGCAUCGCGCUUUAUCGUCUGUAUGUUGUGCAACGUAUUCCAAUUAAUAUUGUAUUUGCGUACAGCUCAUUGGCAGCGAAUUUGUAUAAUAUUUUUUUAUGUAAAACAACGUAUCGAAUAUUUUAUGGAUUGUUAAUAUUUUUGAUGGCACUUAAAUGUAUGAGGGUCAGUUUGAAAUGAGUUUACAAGCUAAUAGGUUUUUUCAUUUUAAGGCUAGCAAUAUGAAUUAAUUAUUGAGGAGCGGUAUGAAGGAAAGCAAGCAUUUAUAAUUAAUUAACUUUAUAAAUUUCUGUGAUUUCAGUUUAAUAUCUAUACAACUAGUUUAUAAUAUAAAAAUUAUACAAAUUCGCUAAAAUGACAACAAAACAAUACUGUGUAUGUAUUCAUACAAAAUCAGUACCGUCAUAAAAUUAGUGUCGUUAGGGUAAAUUAUGUACGGAUAGGUUUUGACUUUGUGUUGCCAGUCUGAGAGGUACAGGUUUCCUUGGAGUACGUACAAACGCAUUUUUUCAGUGGUUAUGUGUAUAAAUUAUUAAGUUUUAUAAUCAAGUUCUACAUUUUUUUGUUAAUCUCUGAAGUAAAAGUACUUUCAAAAUCGCAUGUUAUUAAGAUAGAUACUUGGUUUGUGCAUUUUUUGACGUAACUAGGUGCGCUUGAUACUUUAUUUUAUUUCAAAGAAACCUGUGCAAAUAAAUUUAUUUUUAAUAAAAACGAAAACACCAAUUAUAUGAGCAAUUAAAAACUAUUUUUAUGAAAUAUUUUUGUAGUCUGGCAACACAAUUGGAUGUUUGUUUAUUUUCCUUUGCUUAAUUAACUAGCCGGUUCGAAAGUUUAUUGUUUAUCAUUUUUGUAGAUAAAUUAUUUCUUUAAUAUAUUACUUUUUGACCAAUAAAAUGCAUCGCUGAUAAUACCAUAAUGUCUGUAGAUAGGUAUGAAACUGUAAAGAUUAAUGUAACUAUUUAAUUAAAUAUAUGUAAGUUUUUCAAUACAA